Tachysurus fulvidraco (yellow catfish) is the source of this 3406-nucleotide messenger RNA. RefSeq names its product regulator of chromosome condensation (RCC1) and BTB (POZ) domain containing protein 2 (gene rcbtb2). Gene Ontology annotation, molecular function: protein binding. The transcript is spliced from 12 exons. The coding region runs from base 162 to 1805 and encodes 547 amino acids. The record is from RefSeq and is a predicted model, not a curated record. Lineage: Eukaryota; Metazoa; Chordata; Actinopteri; Siluriformes; Bagridae.
UACCCACGUGAACCCCACGUGAACCCCCAUCUCACAGCAGUGUUUCCAAACACACAGUGUGUAGCGGUCAGUUUGGAGAAGUCCAUGUUCACCGCGAAUGGACACGAAACUGAUAAAGGAAGCUAAAGCAGCUGGACAACAUACAACACAAAGGGAGUAGGAUGCUUGACGUGGGAAAGUGGCCAGUGUUUGCACUUCUGCCUCCUGAGGAACUACGUCUCAUCCGUCAGGCCUGUGUGUUUGGCAGUGCUGCUAAUGAGGCCAUCUAUGUUACAGUCAAUGAUGAGGUGUUUGCAUUGGGAACAAACUGCAGCGGAUGCUUGGGUCUGGGAGAUGUCCAAAGCACCAUUGAGUCCAGACGGAUAGACUCCCUGUGUGGGAAGAAGAUUAUCUCUUUGAGCUAUGGCACCGGGCCGCAUGUCAUCAUUGCAACUGCAGAGGGAGAGGUGUUUGCCUGGGGCCAUAAUGGCUACAGCCAGUUGGGGAAUGGCACCACCAACCAUGGCCUGAUCCCUGCCAUGGUGUCCACCAACCUCAUUAAUAAGAGGGUAAACGAGGUUGCCUGUGGCUCCCAUCAUACCAUCGCCCUCACCACUGAUGGAGAGGUAUAUGCCUGGGGCUACAACAACUCUGGCCAGGUAGGCUCAGGCUCUACAGCUAACCAACCCACACCACGCAGGGUCAGCAGCUGUCUGCAGAACAAGGUCGUAGUGAACAUUGCCUGCGGCCAGCUCUGCUCCAUGGCUGUCCUAGACAACGGAGAGAUCUAUGGCUGGGGUUAUAACUGUAAUGGGCAGCUGGGUCUGGGUAAUAAUGGCAACCAACAAACACCAUGUCGUAUUGCUGCUCUGCAGGGAAUCACCAUUGUCCAGGUUGCUUGUGGCUAUGCACACACGCUGGCAUUAACAGAUGAGGGGUUUGUUUAUGCCUGGGGUGCCAAUGCUUAUGGGCAGCUAGGCACUGGAAACAAGAGCAAUCAGGCAUUGCCUGUACUCAUCAACAUGGACAAGGAGAGGAUGGUGGAAGUGGCUGCGUGUCACACCAGUCACACAUCAGCUGCCAAGACGCAGAGUGGUCAGGUGCUGAUGUGGGGUCAGUGUCGAGGUCAAGCCGUUCCUGUCCCACAUAGCACACAUUUUUCCAGCACAGAUGAUGUGUUUGCCUGUUUUGCUACUCCUGCCGUAACCUGGCGUCUUCUCACUGUGGGUAAGAAGAGAAUCAGUUUGGGUUCGUCUUGUGAAGACAAAAGAAUUAUUGCGUAUGGGGAUGACUAUUUAACUGUGGCACAGUCCCUUAAGAGAGAGUUUGACAGCCCAGAAAGUUCAGACCUUAAGUUCCUAGUUGAUGGGAAAUGUAUUCAUGUUCACAAAGCUCUUCUCAAAAUCAGAUGUGAGCAUUUUCGUGCACUGUUAAAUGAAAACGACGAGGAAGCCAUCGAAAUCCAUCAGUUCUCCUACAUGGUUUACCGGGCUUUUCUGGAGUACCUCUACACUGACACUAUUAACUUGCCACCCGAGGAUGCCAUUGGUCUUCUCGAUCUUGCUACCUACUACAGAGAGACUCAUCUAAAAAGGCUCUGCCAAGAAACCAUUAAAAGAGGUAUUUCGGAAGAGAAUGCAAUCACACUUCUAUCUGCUGCUGUCAAGUAUGAGGCACGGAGUCAAGCAGCUCUACAGUUUCUCUCUCUCACACUUCUGCAGAUGUGGAAAACCCAAGAUGAACUCAAGCUUACUUCGACUGUGCUGACGUGGAAGCUUGUGCAUUAUACUGUGCUGGUCUUAAAGUAUCCUUGGCUCAUAGUGUAAAUUCCACACAUUCUGUCCUCCCUGGCAGUACCAGCUGACUUCUGUGACCUUAGUGAGAAAAGUAAACAUCCCACAGUUGAAUGAAGUUGCUGAGUUCAGGAAUACAUUGAGAUAAGAGUUAGCAGAUGUUUAGUGAUCUGGUUAUUGGGCUGUUGUCAAUGUGCUGCAGGAAGAGGCAUAUGUAAAAGGGCAUGUGGAAGCUUGAUACUUCUUUAAACAAACUUCAAGGAUGUCACGACAUGCUUUAUAAAUCAUGAUGGAGCUUGGAAUUCAGUGCAGUAAUUCAAGUAACUGAGUUAUUUGAAGCAAUGUAAUGAAUGUGAAAUGAAACUUUAGGGCUUGCUGCUUUAAGGAAACACUCCAUGUCAUACAUAUCUGUUUAUGGUUAUAUUUAAUAUUGUGGAAUAUGUAUAGGGCAAGCUUCAGUUCCUACUGUAUAAUCACAUGUAAUAACAGCUUUUCAUACCAUCACAAGCCUCUUGAAGUUAAUAAACACGUUGUUUUUUUGUGUGUUUAUUUAAUUAUUAUGAAAAAAAAAUAAUUCAAGCCUUUGGUGAAAAAUGUAGUUACACAACACUGUAGACUCCUUCCUCAAUUACACAUAACAUGUCAACGGAUAUACAUUUUACAUUGUUAAAUAACAAUAUAUAUUUUUUUAAAUGCCCAUUUAUUAGGCACUGAUUAUGCAGAACAUCCUUAUAUCUUACGAAACAAUAAGGCUUCUAUAAUCAUAAUUAGCACAUUAUAUUAACCUGUAAUUUAAUUUACUGAUAUUAUGGGACAAUCAUCAGAGCUGAUCAUAUAGGAAAUUCAACCACACUGUGAGUUAAAGUGAAAUAAACAACGAAAGCAAACGUAUAAGGAAUAAAGCAAGCAACAAAGUGUUUGUAGAUAUAAUAGACUGGAAGACGCCCAACAACAUUAAACACAAUUUACAUAGAACAAAGUGAGCGUGUCUCAGACAGAAUAACAGAAAACUGUCUCGCUGUCUCAGCCUUGGUGUUUCCUGCCAUUGUAGGUGGUUUAACUGACCUGGGACCACAUGUGUUUCAUUUAGACGUCAUGCUCAGUUGUCUUAAAGGCUUUAAGCGUGCCAUCUCCUUGACCUCUGUGGCAUGUGUAUUUGAAGAAAACCGCAGGGGAGAAGGAACAAUGCCUACAUCGUACAUGUUUACACUUUGCACAUUGUCAACAAACUGUUCAAAACGUCUCUUUACCUGAUUUACAGUCUCACCACACCAAACCUAUUGAGCGGAGCAUGUAGCAACGAGCUCCAUAAAAGAAAACCAUAACAUCUGGUAUAUAUAACAUACACAAUUACCUUGAGGCUUUGUAACUAAUAGAAUAUGUCAUCAGCUGUCUGUGAACAUUCUCAGUACUGUAAAUAACAUUAUUAUUUUAUAACACUGCUCAGUCUGACCCUGUUUAUUAACAGUCCAGAUAUUUCUCAUCUAAUUAUUUGGACAGAUGAGAAAACCACAACAAUUUGCUGUAAGACAGGGAUAAAUAGGGAUCAAUACAAAUAAAUCUACAUAACAACUGAGACUAUAUCCAUUGUUAAAAGUGCUAUACAAAUAAAAAUAAAUGAAAUGAAAUGAAUU